AUGCUGCUCAAGGUAGUAUCUGUACUCCUGGCACUCCAGGCAGGUGCCGUCCAUUCAUAUGUGAUCGGAGACAAAACUUUUGACUAUGUCGUUGUGGGUGGUGGCACUAGCGGAAGCGUCAUUGCAACUCGUCUUGCCCAGCAUUUUUUCACGGUCGCCUUAGUCGAAGCCGGAGGCCUGUACGAGUUCGAGUCUCUCUCAGCUGUCCCUGCAGCCGAUGUACUCACAGCAGGAUCGGAUCCUAACACGAAGUCAGUGGUUGAUUGGGGUUUUGUGACGAGCGGUCAACCUGGCGCAAAUAGACGCGCGAUACAUUAUGCUCGGGGCAAAUGUCUGGGAGGGUCGUCUGCGUUGAACUUUAUGAUUUACCAGCGGCCGACCCGCGGCUCAAUGCAAGAAUGGGCCGACGCUGUCAACGAUGAUAGCUACACUUUCGACAACACCCUCCCGUACUACAAACGCAGUGCCCACUUCACGGUUCCGAACACUAAGCUUCGAGCUUGCAAUGCGACAACAGGAUUCAAUGCAGAUGCAUUCAACUCCAACGGCGGCCCUUUGCAAGUAUCAUACUCAAAUUAUGCCCAGCCAUUCUCAUCUUGGAUGAAUCUCGGCAUGCAGGCGAUCGGGAUCAACGAGACCCAGGACUUUAACUCGGGCACCUUGAUGGGCGGGCAAUACUGCUCAUCGACAAUCGAUUCGUCGACUGAGCUUCGCAGCAGCUCGCAGGCAUCUUUCUUGGCCUCCAUCAAGCCUCCGACCCUAACGACAUAUUUGAAAACGCUUGCGAAAAAGAUUGUGUUCAACGAACAAAAGAAAGCGACUGGUGUGCAGGUGAAGGGCGUAUUCGGGAACACAUUCACACUUUCAGCCUCAAAAGAGGUUAUUCUCUCCGCCGGCGUGUUCCAGUCUCCGCAGCUGUUGAUGGUAUCAGGCGUCGGCCCAGCAGAUGAGCUGAACAAACAUGACAUCAAAGUCGUUGCCGACCGGCCAGGUGUUGGUCAAAACAUGUGGGACCAUCCGUUCUUUGCGCCUUCGUAUCGUGUACAGGUCGACACUCUUACCAAGAUCGCGACAAACCUUAUCUAUGCAGCUGUUCAGCUCUUGAAUGGGGUAGUAGGGAGAUCGGGCCCUUUGACGAACCCCGUCGCUGAUUACCUAGCCUGGGAGAAGAUCCCGCAAGCCUUACGCUCGAAAUUCACCCAGAAGUCUCAAUCCGCUUUGGCUGAGUUCCCAGUGGACUGGCCCGAGGUUGAAUACAUCUCCGGUGCAGGCUAUAUUGGCAAUGUCUCCAAUCUGCUGUCUGAUCAGCCGAAGGAUGGAUAUCAGUACGCCUCUAUCCUGGGCGUUCUGGUCGCGCCCUUGUCGCGUGGCAACAUUACGCUUAAUUCUUCCAAGACUGAGGACCUGCCAAUCAUCAACCCCAACUGGCUCGAUGACCCAACUGACCAAGAAGUCGCGAUUGCCACGUUCAAAAGAAUGCGCGAAGCAUUUCAGAGUGAGGCGAUGGCACCCGUGGUCAUAGGACAAGAAUACUACCCCGGUCUUCAAGUCCAGAGUGACGGUGAGAUCCUCGAAUACGUCAAAAACAACGUCAUGACUCUUUGGCACGCGGCUUGUACGUGCAAGAUGGGCAAGUCUGACGAUGCGAUGGCUGUGGUGGAUUCCCAGGCACGAGUUUAUGGUGUGCAAGGACUACGUGUUGUGGAUGCGAGCGCAUUCCCUUUCCUACCGCCGGGUCAUCCCCAAUCAACCGUUUACAUGCUUGCUGAGAAGAUCUCAGAUGCGAUUAUUCAAAAUUCUUAA
Messenger RNA from Penicillium subrubescens, 1803 nucleotides. RefSeq names its product GMC family oxidoreductase. Bases 1 to 1803 code for a protein of 600 amino acids. The transcript is spliced from 4 exons. Gene Ontology annotation, molecular function: oxidoreductase activity, acting on CH-OH group of donors; flavin adenine dinucleotide binding. Gene Ontology annotation, biological process: secondary metabolite biosynthetic process. The record is from RefSeq and is a predicted model, not a curated record. NCBI's taxonomy places the organism in Eukaryota, Fungi, Ascomycota, Eurotiomycetes, Eurotiales, Aspergillaceae.